AUGUGGUUCAUUUUAGCAUUGUGUGCACUGGUUAAAGCUUUCCAUGCAGACUUCUCGGAAAUUGGAUCUGGCGCUCCGGUCUCAGAGGGGUUCAACACACAUCUGAAUCUCUUCACACAAAGAGUGGAUUUACUUGAGCAGCUCUCAGGCUUAGUACCAACCAGCAGGAACGUGACCCUUUAUGAGGAGGACAAGGGAUGUCCAGUGCUGGACAUUGGCCUGUAUUCCACACUCACUAUGCCCACCCAGGAAGCAUUUGGAAGCUUUGCAGAUGAAUUCAGUGUGCUGAUUCAAUUGCGGAGCUCACAGGAAGAGGACCGGAGUGUGUUGACUUUGCUGAACUUCUAUAAUCACAUUUUACUCCAGAUCCGUAUAGGUCCACACAGCAUCACCUUCAUCACCACUCAGCAGCGCGUCUAUGAGUUUUCAGUGUCAGGACUGUCUGACUCGCAGUGGCACUGGAUCUCAGUUGGGGUUGCAUUUGAAUGGCUGGCUGUCUAUGUGGACUGUGUGCUGGUGGAGAAAGUGAGCUGGAUGUACCCGUACAUGGGCAUCACUACAGAUGGCCUGCUGAUGAUGGGGGGAAUCCUGGAGGGAUUUGAGACACCUUUUGAGGGAGAGUUGAGACAGAUGACCUUCAUAAUGGGAGAUGCAAAUGCUGCCAAGGAUCAUUGUGCUCUUCAUCAGCACUUGUGUGAACCAAUGAAAGGACGCAGCUUUCUUAAGACGGAAAGUAGCACUGAGAACUCCAGUGUCUCUAAGAAUGAAGAUCUUCAUAGUAAAUGGGAUAUUUCGUCUUAUCUGAACAGAACUUCAAAGCAUUCACUUCGUGGCUUUGUAGUGGUGGACGAGUCUGACCUUCUCACGUCUCCCGCCAUCAGCACACAUAGCAGGUAUAAGGACACCAGUGACAAAAAGAUCCAGUCCACCACCUUGAAAUCAUCAGAGGAGAACUUCGCCUCUCAAAAACUGAAAACCGAUUUGGGUGAAGGCCGUUUUGAGCGGCUCCCUUUGAAGCCCUCUAGGGACAUUGCUGACCUGGAUUCUAUUUUGAAUGUGAAGACAUCAGCUGGUCAAAAGGAUCUGGUCAGGCCUACGGUCCAUCCUGAGUUAAACCAGCUGACUGAAGAAGGUUUCUUACUUCCUUCAGAGAGCUUUGAUGUAGUUAAAAAGCCUUUGGUCAGUGUUCACUCAAAAAAAGGAUAUGAAUCGCUUGUAGGCAGUGGACAAGCUGACUACAAGCACUCAAGCAAGAAAAGAGUUGCAUUUAAACAUGGUGAUGUUAUAUUAGGCAAGGAUGGAAGGAGAUACCAGCUCCUCAGUGGACCUCCAGGGCCUGUUGGACCACCAGGCAAAAGAGGGUGUGCAGGGAAAAGGGGCUAUAUUGGAUACAAGGGUGAUAAGGGUUCUCAAGGAGUCCGAGGAGCAGAUGGGCCAAGGGGCAUACCAGGACCUCCAGGUCCACCAGGACUCCCAGUCCUCUACCUUUGGAGGAACACAGAGGAGGAUUGGGCUGCAUUUAGGAGAACAUCUUAUUACCAGUUGCUGGCAGCUGGAUGGCCAAGACAGACAGGACACCCUGGACCAGUGGGUGAGAUGGGGAGACCAGGUUUACCUGGGUUACCUGGAGACCCAGGUCAGACAGGACCACCAGGCCGAAGAGGCGAUAUGGGUGGCAUUGGACCCAAGGGUGUUCGAGGCCGAGCAGGGACUCAAGGAAGAGAUGGAGAGAAAGGUCCAGAUGGAGCGACAGGAUCUCCAGGUGUCCCUGGUCUACAGGGUCCUCAUGGUUACAAAGGUGACACAGCGCCCCCUGGUGAGAAAGGAGAUGAGGGUUUUCCUGGUGCUCCUGGCCCCAGAGGAGACAAUGGACAGACUGGCCAGAAGGGCUCAAAAGGAGACAUUGGGUUUACUGGCUUUUCUGGUCCUCCAGGACCGGUUGGUUUACAAGGUUUUCAAGGGAUUCCUGGGCCACCUGGUCCUAAGGGGGAUCCAGGGAAUGAUGGAAAACGUGGUCCUCCAGGGACAGUAGGAGCACCAGGUGCUACAGGAUUGGUUGGAGCACAAGGUGUUAAUGGCUCAGAAGGGGAUAUUGGACCUGCUGGCCCUGUGGGGCGGAAAGGCCCUCAGGGGCCUAGAGGGAUCGAGGGAGAUAGAGGCCCACCUGGUCAUUCAGGAUCACAGGGACUUAAAGGUCAGGCUGGUCCACAGGGUCUCAGAGGUUACAUAGGGCCAGAGGGUCCAGCAGGUAACAGAGGGCUACAAGGCAUUGAAGGGCCCAUGGGUGCAACUGGAGAUCCAGGUCCAAAAGGCUUUCUAGGUGUCACAGGCAAUAGAGGACCGGAUGGAGAGAAAGGUGACCGAGGACCCAAGGGGAUAAAAGGACCAAAAGGAGCGCCAGGGAUCAUGGGUCCUCAGGGUGAGAGGGGCCAGCCAGGCCUCCCCGGCUUACCUGGUGUCAAAGGUCAGCCAGGUGCUCCAGGUAUCCAGGGUAUAGAUGGUGAAGUGGGUCCUCAGGGAACGCUUGGAAAAGAGGGUCAAAAGGGCAGUAGGGGUGAACCUGGGGAUCAUGGAAGAACAGGACUCCGAGGAUCAAGAGGUCGAGCAGGCCAACAUGGUCCCCCUGGUGUACCUGGAAUAGUGGGUUUAAGAGGUCCAGUUGGUGCAGAGGGACCAGAAGGAAAGCCUGCAAAGUAA
Molecule: messenger RNA, 2697 nt
Organism: Sinocyclocheilus rhinocerous
Lineage: Eukaryota; Metazoa; Chordata; Actinopteri; Cypriniformes; Cyprinidae
Product: collagen alpha-1(XI) chain-like
Exons: 30
Coding region: 1-2697 (898 amino acids)
Biological process (GO): extracellular matrix organization
Molecular function (GO): extracellular matrix structural constituent conferring tensile strength
Source: RefSeq, a predicted model, not a curated record